Verruconis gallopava is the source of this 1304-nucleotide messenger RNA. RefSeq lists its product as hypothetical. Bases 469 to 1125 code for a protein of 218 amino acids. The record is from RefSeq and is a predicted model, not a curated record. NCBI's taxonomy places the organism in Eukaryota, Fungi, Ascomycota, Dothideomycetes, Venturiales, Sympoventuriaceae. The transcript is spliced from 3 exons.
CUCAAUUUCUCUUACCUGAAUUCUAGUACUUUCAAAUCAACUUGAUGGUAGGGGAUAGGAAAGUCUAAGUAUACUGACGGUCUGACGAUGCCUUUUGAGUCAACAACACAAUCACGUGAGAAUAUCACUGACUCGAGAAGCACUCUACUGAGUUUGCCUUCUUCUCAUAGAAUGGCAACCAAAGGACUAGGAAAUUGCAGAAGAUCCCUUCGAGCGGCGCCUAUCUGUUCGAAAAAAAGAUCCCCAUAGUGCAAAAGCCAUUAAAGGCAAGCCGACUACCCCUCAAAGUGCCGGUUCCCUUGUGUGAGCGGAACUUGAACUCCGACCAUUCCACAUGGCCCUUCCCGGAUACAUAUAGUGCUUGACCCAUGCGACGUUCGCUAUGUAAACAUCUCAAUCCUAACUUAGUUUCACAGCUUUACUCAAGUAGAUUUUUUCUAGUUCCUGGUUUUUUUCAGGUUCGGCGACAUGUCAAAAGAAAUCGUGACGUUCGCUCAUCUUCAGGCCAAGGACAAGGCGUCUCGUGACAAGCUCAUUGAGAUCUUUCACGAGAUCACCGAGUUCUCCCGUGCAAAUGAGAACCCGGGGGUCAGCCGCUAUGUCACCCUGAUCCCGACGGACACUUCGAAUGAGACGUCUAUCUACAUGCUUGAGCAAUACAGGGAUCAGGCGGCGUGCGAUUCUCACUUCCAGCAGCCCCCCGUUCAGAAACUGGUCAAGUACAUGACUGAAGAGAGCCCGUUGACCGGACCCCCGGAGGUCCACAACCUCAACCCCACGAUUGAUGUUAGGAGACCGAUCACGGACCCACAGCCAGGCAUGCUCUUCCUGUUUGCACACAUCAAGUACAAGCCAGGCAAGCUGUCAGAGGCACUGCCCCAUCUGAAGGAACUCAUUCUGGCCGUGGAGAAAGAUGAACCAGAAUUCUGGGGCUGCACCGCCUGCGCGGAUACGGAAAAUGAGCUUGUGAGGGUCGUUGACAUGUUUGAGAGCGAGAAGUUCUAUGACGAAGUUCAUGUGAAGAGUGCACCAAUUGCGAAGUUUCACGCGGCGAACACACCACUAACGACCGGCGAGUUCGGCUUUGCCAAGUUGAAGGUCGUGCAAGGCUUCUUGGGACGGUAGUGAGUUCAUUAGUUUUUGUGAAAACUUGAAGAGACAUGUGCUGAUGAGAUGAAUGCACAAGUGAAGACAAGAAGCCUAGCCGGUUAUAGCUUGGACAGUGUAAUGAUCUACAGAUAUCAGAUAGUAUAGAACGCGUAUCGGGAAAUGAUCAUUCCGACACUCUCCAUACAAGUCUUUCU